Achroia grisella is the source of this 5249-nucleotide messenger RNA. It is a transcript of the gene vari, whose product is annotated as protein PALS2. Gene Ontology annotation, cellular component: cell-cell junction; plasma membrane. The record is from RefSeq and is a predicted model, not a curated record. The transcript has 12 exons. The coding region runs from base 58 to 1863 and encodes 601 amino acids. Lineage: Eukaryota; Metazoa; Arthropoda; Insecta; Lepidoptera; Pyralidae. Gene Ontology annotation, molecular function: protein binding.
AGUGAACAACGUGUUGCCCGCUCGAGCGUGCAUCAUCUUGCCGCAAUUACUGACCAAAUGAUGGUUCAUCGCAGCGGCCGAUACACGGCCAAUUGGAGAGGUUUCAAAGACUUGGCUUUUGGAAAUAAACCGCCUGAUGAAGAUAAAGAAGAUAUAAAACUACAAGAAGAUUUAACAAAUCAUGAAGUCAUAUUCUUAAAAAGUAUAGUAGAAAGUCCAGAUUUUGGCAGAAAAAAUGAGUGUACAGAUUCUGAGGAGGACUUGAUCAUAAAACCCGUCUCCCUUGGUAACGUAAACAUAAUAAAAUCAUUGAGCGAGUAUCGAGGUAACAACAUCCGCACUAUAGAGCAAGCCGAACUAGCUAUAUUAUUAUCACGACUACAUUUUAAGGCAUUAAUAGAGGCACAUGAUCAAAUAGGUAAAAUCUGGCUUGACAGAGGAUCUGGUACUGAUGAAAAGACAACAGUGAAGGAAGACAGUAAAAACACAGCAGAAGGUGACGACAAAAGUCCUGAGGAGAACGGAGAUAUGCCCGUAGAAACUGUAAAGGUUGUGGGACUUAGGAAAGAGCCAGGAAAGCCCUUAGGUUUAACUGUAACCACAGAUGAACAUGGUCAGCUGAUAGUUGCAAGGAUACUGGCGGGGAGUCCUGCAGCCAAACAGGCAUUAGUGUCAAUUGGUGAUGUCUUAUUAGAAGUAGAUGGAGUACAGAUUGACUCUGAGGAUCAGCUUAAAGAAGCAGUCGCUAAAGAUACAGACAGAGUUACAUUAAAAGUUGGGCCUAAUCUAAAAGAGAAGAGCAGUCAAUUGACAAAUAAACUUAGUUGUUAUAUGAGGACCCUUUUUGACUAUGACCCCAAAGAGGACACACUCAUCCCAUGCAAAGAGAUUGGCUUGGAAUUCAAAAGGGGUGAUAUAUUGCAAGUAUCAGAUAGAAAGGAUCCAAAUUGGUGGCAGGCAAGUCACGUAGAUAAUCCUGAAAAAGUUGGCCUCAUACCGUCACCCGAAUUAGAGGAAAGACGCAAGGCAUAUGUUCCACCGGAAGCUGAUUUCGUUCACAAAAUCAGCAUUUGUGGCGCGCGGAUAUCUAAAAAGAAAAAGAAAUUCGUCUAUGAAUCCCGAUCCAGUGUACAACUCGAGGGCGCCGAGCUCGCUCUUUAUGAGGAAGUGGCACGAACACCGCCGUUCUUACGACGAAUCCUCGCCUUUGUGGGGACUCGUGGCGUUGGUCGCCGCACGCUCAAGAAUCGUCUGAUACAGGAGCACCCUGACAGAUUCGGAGCUGUGGUACCGCAUACAUCACGACCUCCUCGUCCUAUGGAAGAGAAUGGACAAUCCUAUUGGUUCGUAUCGCGCGAGGAAAUGGAACGUGAUGCUCACGCUGGCCGUUUCCUCGAGUACGGCGAGCACAAUGAUCACCUUUAUGGAACCCAUCUCGAUUCGAUACGUGCCGUCAUUAAAGAAGGGAAAAUGUGUGUGCUGGACUGCGCUCCUCAAUCCCUGAAGCUGCUUCAUAACAGCAGCGAGUUCCUGCCGUACGUGGUGAUGUUGGCGGCGCCGGGCAUCGAACAGUUGCGCAACCUCACAUACGCGUCUAAUCGGAACCUCACCUUCGACCGGCAGAGCUCCAUUCGCUACAGUUCUCGGCGCGCCCGUACUCUGGAGUCACUCGCGUCGCUGUAUGAGGAGGAGGACAUGAAGCAAACAUUAGAAGACAGCGCCCGUAUACAGCGCCAAUAUGAAAAAUACAUCGAUCUAGUGAUCACGAAUAAUAACAUGGACACUACAUAUUCCAAAAUAAUGGAUGCGCUUCACUCACUAUCUACCGACCAUCAGUGGGUGCCUGUCAGCUGGAUUUAUUAACUUUUACAAUUAUUAAGAACGAUUCUUAAGAUUUGCUCCCUUGUUCAGAAAAACAAAAAUUUACAAAUUCCUUUAACUAUUACAAUGCUGCUACUAACUUUCAAAUGUAAAACUAUUUUGUCAUUUCUUUACGAGAUCUUUUUCUUAGGGAAUGGCAAAGUAGUAUCGCAAUAGCUAAAAUUAAUUUAAUACGAUUUUAUGAAUAAGGGCUUUAAUGUAUAAGGAGCAGUCGCUAGCUUUUAUAGAAAAUGUCUGAUGCCUCUAAUUCAUUAUUCUAAUCAAUACACUCUAUCAAUGUUUUAGGAGGCAAAGCGAUGCAUUUUUAGUUAAACUAGGGAGCUAAACCUCAUAAAACGCCCCAAACGCCACGUUACUAUGUUCGGCAGCUCCAUAGAAUAAGUAGAUAAGUAAGUAUUCACAGUCUUCCCGCACUAAAUUAGUAAAUUAAUAUUAGGAAUUACUAUAGUUUUUACUGUUCAGAGCUUUACAAAGACAAUGACUACGCAAUCCACAAUGCUACAAAUUAUAUUUGCCACUUCAAUUGCUCAAAUUGUGGCACUACAACAUAUACACGUAUUUUUAGGAUCAGGUGAUGUGUUAUGUAACUACUUUUACUAUGAUAAUGUUAUAACAUAAGUCUUACAAUAUUGUUCUUAAUGUGUGCUUACUAUCAUUGUAUCCUGUUUUUAAUUUACGGCCUUGACCGAUGAGUGUUAGUAUGUUCAUUGUUGUUGGAUAGGGUCAGGUUCAGGAUCAGGUUGCCCGUCUCCAAAGAAGGCGGGGUGUAGCAACUGAAUGCGUCGAAGUUCAUCAGAACAUAAGUUGUGUUGGAACAACCUGACGACUACCAACUGUAUAUCAGCAUAUUAGCAAUGUAAUAAUUGCAAUAGAUUGAUUUAUUUAACGUUGUUAUUAUACCAUAAAAUAUUAGUUAAAAUUAUAAUAACAAUUUUGUCUACAAAAUUCUUAUAGUCAAUAUAACGCAACUCAAAAAUAUAUUGUUUAGAAUUUAUUAUAAUAAGUUUAGUGCGGGUCAUUUUUAGGAUAUAUUAAGACAAUCUUUUAUUAUACAUAAAAUAUAAUAUUAUUAAGAUAAAUAUCAUGAUGCAUUUGAGCUAUAGGCCUAUCACUGAUUCUGAAUUGGUUCAAAGAAGAUGCAAAGUGCGGGUGGAAUCAUGCGAAUAUCAUAGACGGUGACGAGGAGAGAAAUUGUUUUAAACGUACAGCAACUACUAUUAAUAUAAUGGCUACUGAAAUUAAAAAGUUAAUGUCACUAUAUUUAAUAAAGUAUUCGUCGUAUUGAUGUUAGGUAGAGCAUGGCGAUAUAAAUGCUCUUGAAUCUUAUUCUUUUAAAACUUAUUUAACUUAUACAAAUCUAUAUGCUAAUAUUCGCCUAUUUAUAUUUUUUUAACUGUGAUAAAAUACUGCUUUAGCAAAUGUCUUAUAUUUACAUUUAUCUCCGUAUAUUUUAGUACUCAUUAGUGUAUUCUUACUUUUACUACUUAUUAUUUUGUUAUAUAAUCUAUUGUAUUAUAAUUAACGUGACGAAAACGCAUUUUAAUAUCAAUCAACUUAUCAGAUCUACGAUACUGGUAAAAUUGCACCAGUAUAAUUAGGUGCGGAUAUGCCUUCCAGCAUCUCGGUAAUGCCGCCUGCCCAACUUGAAAUAUCACAAACUAUAUUAAAAUACUUCUUUCAUUUGAUAUUUUAUAAUUAACAUUAAUACUACUAUUACAGUAGCCAUUAUCUUACAGAGUGAUCUUCUGACUGUAGGUACUGAAAAAUGUUAUAAAAAAUCGGAAUUACUAUUCCGAUAUAUCUUGCUUGUUAAGGUCAUAUAAUAGUAUGAUUUUACUUCUUUAUGUAUUUUAAUUUAUACAUAGAACGACAAUGAAAUCUUCUGACUGUAGUCACAUAGUUUAUUUAUAAUAUUAAAGCUUAGAGCAUUAUUUACAAUACGAGACCGCCUUUAGGUAGGUAAUUCUUUGUUCAAGUACUGAGUUUAUAUUAUGGAAUAUAAUUUAUUGACGUUUAAAGACAAAAAAUACAUAUGUAAAAAAUAAGUAAAGCAUAAUGCAAACAAUAAAUUACGCCAUAAAAGCAAUAUACACAAAUAUGUAAUAUUCUUAAAUCUAUUAGCUAUUCUUAAAUCCACUACAUAUAAGAAUAACUAUUCUUAUAAUUUGUAUAGCAUCACAAGCUAAUAUACGACUUGGUGACAUGUAACAGGUUAUUUUAUAAUUAUCCCAUAUUUAUUCUUAGUUUUUUGUAGAUGUUUUUUAAUGAUAAUUUGCCGUUAUAUAUAUUUAUUGUGUAUGCGACCUAAUAGUAAUAAUUUGUUAUAUAGGUGCUUGAGAAUGUACAGAUUUCUUGCUAAUGUUUGUAUUGUGUACAUCAUUCCUUUCUAGAAAUUACGAUCUAAACUUUCCUAUUAUGGUUAUAAUGUUCUAAGUCUUAAACAUGCUACAGACUUAAUGUCAUAUGCUUCUGAAGUCUUUUCAUAAUUUAUCAUCUCGUAACCCACCUAAUAAAUCAUUAUAUAGGCUUUGUACGAAUUUGUAGAACUAGAGUGUGUAAAAGAAGAAUGGUAUUAAAAUAUAGGUAUUAUGUAAUAAAGACGAUUUUAUUCUUGUAUUUCUCAAUGAAGUAGUUUAUAAUAAGUGGUCACCAACAUGACACGUUCUACGUGAGUUCACAAAAUUAUAGAAAUAUGUUCGUGAACGAAAACGUUCGUUAUUCUGCAGAGUUAUUAGUUUUUCAUGUUUUUUAUUUUAAUUUUUACCAAUCGGAUGUAAGUACAUAUUAAUUUUAAGGUGGAUCGUAAGGAUUUUCUUUCAAAUUAUAAGUACUAUUCAUAUUUGCUGCAUACAGAAUCAAUGCUUUAUGAGCCUUCUUGGUGCCUGUAUCAAAUUGCAGAAUUAUGAGAAAGCAAUAGAAUUAACAAGGUUUAGAAAAUGCAAUUCUGACUCGUUUGUAAUAAUAAGUUAUUUAAAUAAAAAUGCUAUCUGUAGUAAAUUAGACAUGUAAUAAUUAUGUUACCUACUUUGCACGUACACAUCUCAAAUAAGUAUAUAUAUACAUAUAUAUAUAUAUAUAUACUUUUACAAUUGUUGCAUUACAUCACAUAAAUAUAAUCACAUUAAGAGUAAGAACGCUGUAUAACUUUAUUAAAUAAGAUUUGAACACUCUUGUGUUUUUUAAAUAAUUUAAAUAAUAAUGCAAUUUAUGUAUAUACAAUAUUGUAUUCAGGAACUUGCUUGUUAGAUUUGUUAAUUUAAUCAUAUAGUUGUAAACAUCAUUGAAUCUCACAUUCCGUCCAUAUUAUUUUGUUAUUUAGCUAUAAAUUUUAUUGUGUCGAAAUUAUUCAAUAUAUUAUACAUUAUGUA